This is a messenger RNA of Morchella importuna, 1284 nucleotides long. RefSeq lists its product as uncharacterized. The transcript has 11 exons. Bases 1 to 1284 code for a protein of 427 amino acids. The record is from RefSeq and is a predicted model, not a curated record. NCBI's taxonomy places the organism in Eukaryota, Fungi, Ascomycota, Pezizomycetes, Pezizales, Morchellaceae.
AUGUCCAUCAACAAUAUCCCAGACGCAUUUGACGAAUAUUUCAAGCAACCCCCCACUCCUGGAACAUUCAAACCUUUUUGCAACGAGCCGAACAUCAGAACCCUCAUUCACGAUAUCGAUCCGCAACGCAGUAAACGCGCUGGCGAGCUGCUAAGGAAGUGGUCCGCCAAGGGUCACAAGUCUGAUAAGGCACUCGCAAAACGAUUUCACACCGCUGCACAGUCGCCUCGCCCCAAAAGCAAAGUCUUCAUUAAUCGCACCCAAAUAGAAACCAACUUGGGAAAGGUCUACACAGGCCGUAUUUUGAAACUCAAGAAGCCUCGCAACAAGAAGGCAGAUACCCCUGAUACGUCGGUCGGUAGCGCUGAUACGUCGGUCGGCUGCACUGAUUCUCCACCUGACUCCACCGAAUCUGCUGAACCUGACACCAUAUAUCUGAUGGAAUUGGACCCCGCAGAAAAAUUGUGUUUACCUACUGGAAAAUACCUCGAGGACAUCAUUCUUAGAUAUGCCCGAAGUGUAGAGGCUCUGGACUUGAGCCAUUGGCGCAUUAUAGACUCUGCUGAUAUUGAACUUCGCGCAAUACUCCACCGUCACCUGUGGGAGUCACUUCCCGAACUUAAUGAAGAUUAUCCCCAAUGCCCGGCUUGGUUCUCGGCCCAUGCUGAUAAAUAUAAAAUGGUGCGAGAUCUUCCUGCAUCAUAUCGUAUCUCUCCUCACUCACUCCCAUUUACUCAGUCAACCGCUUGGGCGAAGGGGCCUGGGAAGGUAUAUAUUGGAACAUUAUUGACCUCUCUUUCACGAACCUGCCUGAUUUAUGGCUUCAAAGACGCGACAUACCUCUAUCUUGUGCAGCAACUGAUACCACGCUUCUUGUUGACGCCGCCUACCGCCAUGACGGUGUUAUUCUCACACGACAGCUUGGUCAUCUCCCCCAGGUUCUGGAGUUUGGCGCCAUUGAAGUGUCCAGGCGAUGGGAAGGUUGUCCAUCAUGACGCAGAAACUGUGAAGAAACUUUCAGUUGUUGGCAUUAUCCAAGCCGGCCCCAACACUAUGGUGUUUAUCAUGCGCUGUGUUGGACCGAACCUUUACACCCUUCGUCGCGGCUCCCGCCAUUCUCUUCCUAACCACAUUGCGCACAUUCAUACAUUGGACCGUGUUUUGGCUGCAAUCUGGAUUGCUCGGGAAUGUAUUCAAAACUCUUACCGCGCAGUUUCGGAAUAUAUGGCCCACCCUGGCUCACAACGCUAUUCUAAUUCUAUGAACUCUCCUUCGUUUUUGUGA